AUGUCAUCGCCGAGCCCAGGAAAGCGUCGUAUGGACACAGAUGUUGUCAAACUCAUAGAAAGUAAGCAUGAGGUGACCAUUCUAGGUGGGCUUAAUGAGUUCAUGGUCAAGUUCUAUGGACCUGCUGGCACACCUUAUGAAGGAGGAGUUUGGAAAGUGAGAGUCGAUCUCCCAGACAAAUACCCCUUUAAGUCUCCAUCUAUUGGUUUCAUGAACCGGGUAUAUCACCCAAACAUCGAUGAAGUGUCUGGUACAGUAUGUCUGGAUGUGAUAAAUCAAGCCUGGACUGCCCUUUAUGAUCUGUCAAACAUCUUUGAAUCUUUCCUGCCGCAGCUUUUGACCUAUCCUAACCCCAUUGAUCCACUGAACGGAGAUGCUGCUGCCUUGUAUCUGCACAAACCAGAAGAGUAUAAGAAACGUGUCAAAG
Candidula unifasciata is the source of this 427-nucleotide messenger RNA. NCBI's taxonomy places the organism in Eukaryota, Metazoa, Mollusca, Gastropoda, Stylommatophora, Geomitridae. The record is from the annotation of a GenBank genome assembly.